Melanaphis sacchari is the source of this 2767-nucleotide messenger RNA. RefSeq names its product protein naked cuticle homolog 1-like. The record is from RefSeq and is a predicted model, not a curated record. The coding region runs from base 335 to 1615 and encodes 426 amino acids. The transcript has 5 exons. Lineage: Eukaryota; Metazoa; Arthropoda; Insecta; Hemiptera; Aphididae.
UCGCCUUGCCGAUGCGCCGACGCCACUGCCGCCGCAACGGCACUACGGCAGUCGCCCGUCAGCAGUCGAACGAGUAUCACGUGCGUGCGUUGUUCACCGCGCGUCCGCAGCUCGUCGCGAGUUGUGUACGUUAUUACGUCCUCAUUGGCCGCGGGUUCUAACGUUCGUUAUUAUUAUUUACUUAUUACAUCUAAAAGGAGUGUUCGUUUCUUUUUCCGUUCAAGACUUUUGACGAAGUCUUUUUACUGUUGUAACAGUUAAAUUUUUUGUUUUUUUUUUUUUUUAACUUUCCAUUUGGUUAUUGUAAUCAGUGCGCGCAUCAGUUACCUUCUUCAUGGGACUGGUCAAAAAAAUGGAAUGGCUAAAGUGGAUACGAAAAUAUUCUACAGGUAUCCUGGACUCGAAAACUGGUAGCAUGGAAACGUUAAUUGAUUCGGCCAGUUCGAAAACCAUCAAUUACGCUUAUACCUCCUCGGUAAUUGCUGACGAUGAAUUAAUUAACGCCGCCGCACCCCCACACCAGCGUCCGAUGUUGCCGCCGCCACCACCUACUUCACAAACUUCGCCAUCGCCCCCACAGCAACUUAGUGACCAGGUAUACGACUGCUGCGUGUCGCUGGACGGAAUACCUAUCAAACACGAGUUUCAGUACACCUUUUCCGACACCGAUGGUCAUGGGAAAAUCACCAAACACGAUGUCGAAGGAUUGGCUAGAAAAAUACUCGAGUCUAUGUACGGUACGACGUCGAAAUUCUCGUCGCGUGGCCAGCGAUCCGUCAAAGUGACGCUUAAUAUCAGACAAUCGAUGGCGGUAGUCGUGGACAGCACAACGACUGGUACGCCGUACCGAGGCCACCAAAGCAGCCGCGAGCGUAAAACCAAAUCUUCGGCGGACAGACAUCGUAACAAGAUAGACGCCGCCGAAUCCGGGGUGUUCGACGAUGCGACACUGUUGGAGCAAUCGGGCUAUCCUUUGGUUUACGACGGUGUCAAAGGAUCCUGGUUGCCGCAUCACAGGAGCUCCAAGCUGGGUGCACAACGAUACAGGCGCGAACAACUGAUUGAAAUGGUACAAAGAAGUUUGGCGGAAAACUUGAGUUUUCAAAAUCAAAGAAAAUCCAACAAGCCGGAAGUCGUUUACCAUAGGCCGCGGACGAAGCGUCGCCAGACUGCCGGAGCCCUUCCGGCCAAGGUGGCGUGGAGCCCUUACGACUUUGAACCGGUUGCGCACAUCCCUUCGCACCAACACCACCACCGCCUCCAGCAGCAACAGCACCAUCACCGACAGUACGAGCACCUCAAGAACGUCAGAAGCCAGCAGCAGCAGUUGUACAGUAACGGUGCGACGACCGAGGAGUACGCAGUCAAGUAUUCGUCGGGUCACUCCCGACAUCACCGAGGAGCCACCGCGGUAGUCAGCGGCAGCAACCCGCAACAGUCAAAGGACUCUGCCGCGGCGGCCACCGCCACCACUGCAGCCACAACUGCCGCUCAGGAGCAGACCAAAAACAUCGAUCAUCAGCGGUACAAACGCGCCAAAUUGGCGUCCAAGAAGAUCCAUCAUCACAUACACGAACACCAUCAUUAUCAUCACUACGACUAUUACAUCGUUUAGGUGUAAGAGAAAGAGAGAGUGAGAGAGAUAACAACAAACAGAACUGUUUAAUUCCUUUUUGUCUUGUGUAUUGUCACAACAAUUAUUAUAUAAUAUUAUUCGGUAUUUUAAACACUAACCUACAUAAUGUGUGCACUGUGCACACAUUGUGUUUGUGUUUUUUACGAGCAUGUUUGCGCUGCAGUGGACAGUGGCGACACCGACAGAAACCUUUUUUUCUUGCAUCACUCUAUAUGGCUGAUUCCUUUUUUCCCUGUCCAAUCAUCAUCAAAUCACGUCGAAACAAUACAAACAUAUCCAUUAAAACCAUUCACGUUCGGUUGUACGCCCUGCUCGUCUGCGUGUAUGUAUUAUAUACACGCACAGUGCCAACUAUAAUUUAUUAUUAUUAUUAUUAUCAUUAUUAUUAUUAUAUUAUUAUUUUUAUUAUAUUUUUUUUUUUUUUUUUUUAUUAACGCAUUUGUUUGAUAUGCGCCUAUAUAAGGAUUUUGAUUAUGAUAUGUGUGUGUAAUUGAGUUUGAUUUUUGUGAGUAUGUGUAUCAUUCAAAAUGUACGUUUGGUGAUCUAUACGAACACGGUUUUUUUACCGUUAGCAUUUUACUAAUUCCCCCCCCCCCUAAAAACAAACCCAACAUCACGCGAUCAAACUUCGAGCCACACAUGCAUAAUUAUCUGAAGUAUUUGUGAAUGUGUUUAACAGCCCAAGUUCCUCUUUUUGUAUGUGUACUAUUUUUAUUGUAUUUUUUUUUUUUCGUAAGAUUUAAGUUUUUAAACGACAUUGAUUGUAAGAACGUCAAAUUAAUAUUAUGCGAACAAAGACUAAACAUUUCUAUUCACAUACCGUAGUACAAUACCCGCCGUCGCUGCAACACCUGCCGCAGUGCUGCAGUUUUUUUAUUUUAUUUUUUAAAACUAUUAACGUCUAACGAUUAUAAUAUUAUUAAUUGUGUACAGAUAUACUAUAGUAUGAUAUUGUUCUCUGGCUGUGUGUUCGCUGGAAUUUUAUAUUGCUAAUAUACGAAUUGUAAAAAUAAAACAUACGAAAUUUCAAUUUGACUUGUGUAAAUUACAACUAUCACUUAUAUUAAAGUGUUCACUGUUCAACCAUAAUAUUAUACUAUAAAAUAAAACCUGACAAAUAAGAAUAUGUUA